Molecule: messenger RNA, 2223 nt
Organism: Colletotrichum spaethianum
Lineage: Eukaryota; Fungi; Ascomycota; Sordariomycetes; Glomerellales; Glomerellaceae
Product: pentafunctional AROM polypeptide 2
Exons: 1
Coding region: 1-2223 (740 amino acids)
Molecular function (GO): 3-dehydroquinate dehydratase activity
Source: RefSeq, a predicted model, not a curated record
AUGAACGGUUCUGGGAACCAGGAUGUUGAGAUGGACGUUGACCGGAAUGCCAGCCCUGCCGUGACAACCGGCACGAGGUUCGGCAGUCCCCCCCAGAGAGGAGACACUAGGAUCGUCGUCAUCGUUUAUGGCCACGGCCAAGACAACAUCGUGUCAGUUUUCGCCGAUGUUCUGGGGAAACCGUACGCCAUCCGUUCGGCAUUCCAAGAUGUUAGCGCCGCCGACCAAGGGCUUGUGGUGGGCAUUCCGGCAGAGCAUGCGAAGAACGAUAUCAACUCUCGCGACAAGGAGCUUGUCGUGGCGAUUAACGCUCACUGCGUCAACCUUGGGAUGCCGCCGGACGUCUUUCUUUCGGCGCAGUGCGACUACGAGUUCCUGUACACGGAAGCCCCUUUCUUCCGGCGGGACCUCUCGAGAUUCAUCUCCUUCACCCUAGGCCAGAUCAACCACCACGAGACGUUGAUGUCAAAGCCACGGACCUACUUCAUCUCCACAACGUUCCCCGACGUCAGCGCUGCAUUACCAAACAUCGACAUUCUCACUGUAGGCGCCGACGCGGUGGAAAUCCGAGUUGAUCUUCUCAAGGAGCCUCUUGGCGACGGCACAUACUCUGCCAUCCCGAGUCUCAGCUACGUCGGACAGCAACUGAUGCUCCUGCGCCAGCGAACGGAACUCCCCAUCAUCUUCACCACUAGAUGUACGAGGGAGAACGGCCGCUUCCCGAUGGAAAACCCAGAUCUCUACUACGAGUAUCUGUACCGAGCCAUCCAAUGGGGUGUCGAGUACAUCGACGUGGAGCUAUGGCUUCCUGAAGCUAUCCGGAAGAAGCUCUACGAGCAGAAAGGAAGCAGCCGGAUCAUGUCUGCGUUCCACGAUUUCUCUGGCACCUUCAGAUGGCCUUCGUCCCAUGCCGAGCAGGUCUAUGUUGAAUCGAGCAAGUACGCCGACAUCAUAAAAAUGAUUGCCAUUAUCAAUGACCAUAACGAGAACUUCGAGCUGGAAUACUUCCGCUCCAAGAUGCGGGCAGACUACCCAGAUUCGCCCCCUUUCUCGGGAGUCAACAUGGGGGAGACGGGCCAGUUCUCUCGCACUCUGAACAGAGUUUUCACGCCCAUCACUCACCCGCUGCUGCCAAUAGUCGCUGCUCCAGGCCAGAUGAGCGCUUCGGAAAUCAACGCGGCUCUAGCCCUGCUCGGGCAGCUGCCCAAGAAGAGCAUAUACGGCAUCACGACCCCGGCUUUUCGAAGUUCGACACCGCAAGCCCCUUUCUAUGAGAAGUGCUUCAACGAGCUUGGCCUACCACAUUACUUCGCAGUCGUGGAGCGCUUGCCCAACAACUUUUCAAGCAUGGAGGCCUGGUGCAACCAAAAGAACUUUGGCGGUGCCUAUCUCAGCCCACCGGUGUCGUGGAACAGCCUUCUGAAGCACAGCUCGUUCUUUGCGUCGCUUAACGGCGGCAAGGGCCCAGAACUGACCGAGGCUGCUCGGCUCAUCGGAACUGUGGACACCAUCAUAGUCAAGUCGGGAUCGUCAUCGUCGGCCUCCUCUGCUCCGGCGUCCAUACCGUCGAGUCCGCGCCAUGGACAUCAUGAUUCUUUUGGCCAUCUCGGGUCGAACUUUUCCGCUCUGUCGCCAAACACAUCCCUGAUUCUGGACAAUGCCAGUUGGCGUGGCAUCAUCAGCACGCUGACCAGAGACAUGGCGCCUUCGGCGUACUUUGGUCGGACAGCCGUCGUUCUGGCCUCGUCCGGCGAAGAUGCCGCAUCAGUCAUGUACGCCCUGAAGGCUCUCCGCAUCGGCAAGAUAUAUACCGUCGGUUUCCGGACACCGCCAGCCCUGGCUCGCGAUGGACCCGUCAUUGAACCGUUCAAUAGCCUCGAGAGUCUCAAGAGGGCACAGACGGUCGGCGACGAUGCAGCCCCUUUCCUGGUCGUCUCGGCCCUCGGGGCGGAAAAGAGCAAUCUCGUCGGUAUGCUCGUCCGUGUGUUUGGCGCAAACGUCCGGGGAGGGUCCAAUUUCAAAAAAGUCUUCCUCGAUCUUGCCGAGGCCUCAGGUGCAAGGAAAGGCGGCGACCCGGGCCUCAUCGCUCAACAGGCCGGUUUCUCUGCCUACGGUGUCGCCGACACGGCCGCCUUCACGACCGUAGAGACUCUCAGGCUGCUGGUCGGCCAGAACGUGCCCUACAGCUUUGUCAGAUUGGCAAGCGGCAGGGGCAUGUUCUGA